Messenger RNA from Prosopis cineraria, 1448 nucleotides. Its product is annotated as damage-control phosphatase At2g17340-like. Gene Ontology annotation, cellular component: nucleus; cytosol. Lineage: Eukaryota; Viridiplantae; Streptophyta; Magnoliopsida; Fabales; Fabaceae. Bases 30 to 1223 code for a protein of 397 amino acids. Gene Ontology annotation, molecular function: pantothenate kinase activity; ATP binding. The record is from RefSeq and is a predicted model, not a curated record. Gene Ontology annotation, biological process: coenzyme A biosynthetic process. The transcript has 12 exons.
AGCACCGUACAGAAGCAGAAACAAUCAGCAUGACAACAUUGCGUUUCUCCCCGCCUUUCGGAACAGAAAAUACAAAUUUCUUCUCUUUUCCUCUCCCACGCGCCGUUUUUCACAGCAUGGAGAGCUCAUCGGCGGAGCUUGUGGAUUUCCCAUUGUUGGUACGUUCCAAUUACAGAGCUGGAACUAUUCCUUAUCGACUUCCCUCUGAUGAUCCUCUCAAGCCCACUCCUACGGAGCUUUCUUGGAUUAAUCUUCUCCUUGGCUCCAUCCCUUCCUUCAAGAAGCGUGCAGCAAGUGAUCCUUCUGUUCCUGAUGCUGCUGAUAGAGCUGAAAAAUUUGCUCAAAGGUAUGCUGAAAUACUUGAAGAAUUCAAGAAGAAUCCUGAAAGUCAUCGAUGGAGUCUUGAUGGAAUAAUUAUCUGCAGGCUUCGCGAGCAAGUACUAAGAGAAUUAGGAUUCAGAGAUAUCUUUAAGCAAGUCAAGGAAGAAGAGAAUGAAAAAGCCAUGACCUUAUUUCAAGAUGUUGUUCGACUUAAUGAUGCUAUAGAGGAUGAAGGCAAGAGACUUGAGAAUCUAGUGAGAGGUAUUUUUGCCGGAAACAUAUUUGAUCUUGGUUCUGCACGGCUUGCAGAGGCUUUUGCAAAGGAGGGAGUUUCCUUUUUGACUACUUGUCAAAAUCUUGUCCCUCGCCCUUGGGUCAUUGAUGACCUUGACACUUUCAAAAGGAAAUGGAGCAAGAAAUCAUGGAAGAAGGUUAUCGUAUUUGUUGAUAAUUCAGGUGCUGAUAUCAUUUUGGGUAUUUUGCCAUUUGCGAGGGAGCUGCUUCGGCGUGGGAUUCAGGUUGUAUUGACUGCUAAUGAGUUACCUUCCAUUAACGAUAUAACUUACCCUGAGUUGGUCGAAAUUAUAUCAAAGUUGAAGGAUGAAGAAGGACAGCUAAUGGGCGUCGAUACUUCAAACCUUUUAAUUGCUAGCUCUGGCAAUGAUUUGCCGGUUAUUGAUCUUACCCGGGUGUCACAAGAGCUUGCAUGCCUAGCCAGUGAUGCGGAUCUAGUCAUAUUAGAAGGGAUGGGUCGUGGCAUAGAAACAAAUCUGCAUGCUGAAUUUACAUGUGACUCUCUCAAAAUUGGAAUGGUUAAACAUCCUGAAGUUGCAGAAUUUCUUGGGAGCCGUCUGUAUGACUGUGUGUUUAAAUUCAAAGAAGUUCCAAGUUUACAAGGUUGAGAAGUUUCUUUCUUCAACACUACCCAUUUCUUGAGUGUCAUUCGUUAAUAAUGUAUUACUUUACUACUUAAAAACACAGGAGAGUAUGAAACAUUGAGAAGUUUCUUUCUUCAACACUACCGAUUUCUUGAGUGUCAUUCAUUAAUAAUGUAUUACUUUACUACUUAAAAACACAGGAGAGUAUGAAACAUAUUUAUAGAAUAUUCCACAAUUUUCUUGAUGUGA